AUGGCGACGAAAGUCUCGGCUGUUGGGCUGUUCAUAUUACUUUUACCAUGUUCUUUGUCAGAAGAUCGUUUGAUUUACAUCGGAAAGGUGGUUGAUGCAUUGGAAAGACUUGUAAAUUACUAUAAAUUGAACUACGAAGACUUGAACGUGGACGGUUUAUUUGGAUUGCGUGUUGUAGAGGCUAAUAACAGUGCUGUGGAAUAUGUUCAAAAAGAUGACGAGGAAUAUUUCCAGAAACUGCGAUUUGUGGUUGGAAAGCCUUGGGAGUUCUUAAAAAAACAUAAAGAACUUAAGAAUCAGCUUCGCUGGCACCCAGAUUUAUACCUACGACGAAGAAAAACCAAGUUGAAUGAGGAUGUGUCAGACAGGUGUAUGGCAGAACUGAUGGGGACCAACUCCAACUCCAAGACAACAUGUGAGAUUAGUGACUUUUGUAUCCAGAUGAUGACAACAACUGGUCUUUCUGGCUAUGGUAUCACCCACCAGCUCCUGUGGACAGUAUUGGCAGAACAGCAUGGAUGUCGGUCAACACUGAAUGGAAUGCUGACCGAAAAAGGACAAAGAUCACUUGAGGACUACAGGGAGGAGUUUUGUGCCAACAAUUUUUAUGAGAUGACAGACUUGCAUCUCCAUGGAAUCAUCACACCAAAAUACCAAGAUUUAUUUUUGGAACAACAAUUUGUAUGUCCAAGAAAGGGUUGCCUUGCCCACAAGACUGCGGUGGCAGCGGGGGCACUAGUCAUGUAUUUACGUUACCUGAUUGAUCCUGGGCCUAUGGACAUACAGCGAAAAAUAAUAGAUCCCAGUCAACACCGCUUUCUCAUGAGUAGAGAAGUCGUGAGGCACCAGUCUGUAACAAAUGCUUCUCUCUUGGGUGAAGAUGAGGACAAGGGACAUUUGGUGAGAGAUGAACGUUUAAUGAAAUCAUUCAAGGCUGGGAUAGCCGAUGCAGGUCAUGUGAUAAAUGGAAAUGCUCCCAAACUUGGUAUUGAAGAAGAUUAUGAGGAAAUUGAGGAGCAAAACAACCAAGCUCAGUUGAAUCUCAAUAAUGAAGAGGGUGAUGGAAAUUAUUAUGCUCAUAAUGGAAAUGAAGAAGAGGGCUAUGAUGAAAAAAAUAAGGAAGGUGUACAGGAUCAGAACAAGGAUAAACAGCACAUGCAAGUGCAAUUUGAUCGUGGACCUGUAGUGAAUGCUGAUAUUGGUCAUAAAGAUGUACGUGAUGGUUAUGAGGAAGAGGGCUAUAAAGACAAUAAUCACAAUGAAAAUGAAGACGGAGACUAUGAUGAAGAGAAAGCUUUGAAUAAUUUUAAGAAUGAUGUUAAUCAUAUACAAAUUGGCAGGAAACCAGUGAUUCCGAAAGCAGAUGAAACAGAUUAUACUUAUUAUGAUGAAAAAGAGCAACAUAAUGGCUAUAAUAAUUUUAACAAUUUUGACGAAGAAGAGGGGGAUGUUGCAGAGACUAAAAAGAAAGUACUUCAGCCAGUCCAGGUUCUGGAGGAUAAAGUAGAGAGAAUAAAAAAAGAGACGCUAUCUGUAGAUACUUUAGCACAUGUCAACAAUAGUACUAGUCCCCCUAACACCUUAUUUUUGGUGGUGUGUGCUAGUAUGCUACUUGUAGUUUUCUUUAUGUACAGGUUUAUUAGGUCACGCAGAGUACACAUCCGUUACCACCCUAGACCCUUUGUACGUUUAUGA
Molecule: messenger RNA, 1695 nt
Organism: Ylistrum balloti
Lineage: Eukaryota; Metazoa; Mollusca; Bivalvia; Pectinida; Pectinidae
Exons: 6
Coding region: 1-1695 (564 amino acids)
Cellular component (GO): membrane; cytosol
Source: RefSeq, a predicted model, not a curated record